Messenger RNA from Trypanosoma conorhini, 300 nucleotides. RefSeq lists its product as uncharacterized. Lineage: Eukaryota; Euglenozoa; Kinetoplastea; Trypanosomatida; Trypanosomatidae. The record is from RefSeq and is a predicted model, not a curated record. The transcript has a single exon. The coding region runs from base 1 to 300 and encodes 99 amino acids.
AUGUUGGGCCUCUCUCUCACUUCUUUCACUCCUUGCGGUGGUUCCGCGCGGGCGGCGGCGGCUGUGUGUGUGCGUGUUUGUGUUGCUGUCGGUUUUGGCAGCUGCAGAGCCCUCAAGGCGCACAGCGACAGCAAGGAGCGUUUGGCCUCUCCAUUCCUUCGGCGCGCUUGCGUAUGCGGGCAAGAGGCGGAAGAAGUGAAGGGGCCAAAAGGGAAACAGGCGACGAUGCAAACAAGGCGCACUCGGGACGCGCAACUGUCCCGCAGCAUGAGACUCACGCUCUCCAUAUUGGAGCUAUAG